Molecule: messenger RNA, 4520 nt
Organism: Osmerus eperlanus (European smelt)
Lineage: Eukaryota; Metazoa; Chordata; Actinopteri; Osmeriformes; Osmeridae
Gene: abi3bpa
Product: target of Nesh-SH3
Exons: 22
Coding region: 453-3473 (1006 amino acids)
Biological process (GO): positive regulation of cell-substrate adhesion; extracellular matrix organization
Molecular function (GO): protein binding
Source: RefSeq, a predicted model, not a curated record
GAGAGCUGUCCCAGUCCUGAGACCUUGAGCCUCAGAGAAGCAGACCAGACACCAGGUACCACCUCCAGCCUGCAGACCACAGCAGACCAGACCACCGUAAAUAACCUGCAACAGCCAGUCAGUCAGCCAGUUAGUAAGUAAGUCAGUCUGGAAGAGCUGACCUUGCACUAUCCUAGCCUACAGCUCUGUUCUCAAAGAGAUCUAGAUCCCCUUAAGUCAGUCCAGUGCUAAUGCUCUCGUGUCGAGUAAGUCCUUAAAUAGUUUUGUUCACCUCGUUGGAGAGAUUCAGCUUCAUCCAGGAGCCCAGUUCUGAGUCACCUUCUGCAGCUUCAGCCCUGCUUCAGAGAGGAGGUCCAGUUUACCAGAGAGAAGACUUUCUAGAAGAUUUCCUGGUCAGCGUUGUGUUGCGUCAUCCCAGCUCACCUGAGCCCCCGGUGGAGCGUUCCAGAGCCAUGCAGCGCCUCGACACCUUCCUGGUUUUCUGCCUCCUCACAGGAACAGUCCUGACCAGCGGCCCCCCCACUCUCAGGAGGAGCAGAGUGAGGCGUCAGAACAUGAAGGUGCGCAUCAACGCCACGGGCGACACCAUCGUCAUGAAGUUUGUGCGUCCCAACGAGGACACCAAGCUGGAGGGCUACAUCCUGGGCUACGGCAGCAGCAUGUUCUCCAAGCAGUUCAUCCAGCUGCCGGAGAACGGCCUGCCCUACGAGACUGAGAUCGACGCUGAACCCAAGUACCUGAUUGCUGUCCAGCCCAUCCCAGUCAACGAUGUCAAGAAACAAUGUUCUGGGAAGGUGAACCUGGAGAAGCCCCUGCACCUGGUGAUAGGCUCUGUCACCCCCACCUCGGUGCUGUUGUCCUGGGGAACCAUCCUGAAGACCCCCUACGAGGGCAACAUCAUGAGCGACUGUCUGGAGGAUGGUCACUACACGGUGCGCUACCGCGAGAGGAACAGGAAGUGGACCUACCAGACCUGCCCCACCAGCGACACAGUCAUCGACAAGCUCAAGCCCAACACAGCCUACGAGUUUGGGGUGAGGCCCAACUCUGAGGAGAGCAGUGGAGGAUGGAGCAAGCCUGUCACUCACAGCACCAACAUGGGAGAGAAAGCCAUGCAGAAACCCUACAAGCCUGUGAAGCCAGUGAAACCCAUCAUGGCCGGUCCUCAUGUCUUCUUCCCCCCUCGCCACGUUCUUCAUAACAGGACCCAGGGCAGACAGCCCCCGCUCCUCCGACGUCCUCUGUCCCCCAGGACAAACAUCGCUCCACCAAACGUCACUAGAACCCACUUGCUACCCACUCCCGGACCCACAAUGCCUCUGGCCACCCACCAGCCAAUCGGAAGUGUAGACCGGUCUAGAUCUGCUCCCUCUUCCUCUGUGGAGGUCCCCCCAGCCUCCCACCAGCCCACACAAACCCCCAUCAUCCUGCCCACGCCCAUCAUCACACACCAGCGCCAGUCCAAGCCCAGAACCAGACCCCAGCCUCAGCCUAAUCCCCAGCCCAAAUCCCAGCCCAAUCCCCAGCCCAAGCCCCAGCCCCAGCCCAAUCCCCAGCCCAAGCCCCAGCCUCAACCACAACCCCAGCCUGAGGCCAGGCCCCGUCCCCAGCCUCAACCCCAGCCUGAGACCAGGCCCCAGCCUCAACCCCAGCUCCAGCCUGAGGCCAGGCCCCAGCCCCGGCCUCAACCCCAGCCUGAGACCAGGCCCCAGCCUCAACCCCAGCUCCAGCCUGAGGCCAGGCCCCAGCCCCGGCCUCAACCCCAGCCUGAGACCAGGCCCCAGCCCCAGCCUCAACCCCAGCCUGAGGCCAGACCCCAGCCUCAAUCCCAGCCCCAGCCUGAGGCCAGACCCCAGCCUCAAUCCCAGCCCCAGCCUGAGGCCAGGCCCCAGCCUCAACCCCAACCCCAACCCCAGUCUCAAUCAGAGUCUCAAUCUCACCCUCAGACCAAGCCUCACUUACGGUCCCAACCUCAGCCUCAACCAACUAGGGUCCUCCUGAAAGCAGGAGUCCCAACCGCUCCCAGCACACCUGUGGUGGUGGGCAAGCCUCUCCCAAGACCCGCCCUCGCCUCCGAAAGGGCCAAUAGUAACAACCAGCAGGGUACACGUCACCCGAGGCCCUCGACGAACUCCGUGCCUCGCUCCCCCUCGGGAUCGUCUGUCCCUGUGGCGAGCAGGAACGCCACCUCGCUGCCUCGCAGGCGGGUGUCUCUCUCCUCCAGCCCUAACGUGGCCCGGCCCCUCUCUCCACCCAGGGGUGCUGCCAACAACCCUCUCUCCUCCAGCUCUCCUGGGGCUGACGGGGAACGUCAUAAGGGCCUGGGUCUGCCUAAGCCAGUGGUGUGGUCCAGACAUAGACCUUUGGGCACCCCUGCAGUUCUACGGCCCUCUCCUCCUGUCAACAAGAGCACCAACCUGGUGGGAACACCAGGGGACAAGGACAAACCCAUGGACCUGAAGCAAGGAGACAAGGCCUCCAUCUUGAAGCCGUUCCCUGUGACAGUCAAGACUCCCAAACAGGAACGCAGACAGACGACCACGCUGGCUCCUGUCUUUAACGGCAGCCGUUUCGAUAUGUGGGACAACUCCUCUGUGUUCAGCUCCCACCCUGCCUCCGAGGUGGAUGCCAUGGGCAAGAAGCGCUUCGUUGCUCCCCACGUGAUCUACAAGACGGACAAGAAGCCAGACGAGCCGUGCUCCAUCACCAACUCCCUCAGCUUCUUCCCCGAGGAGGAGGGUGGGGGGCAGAACGUGACGGGGCCCCCCCGCACGUCCCCCUCCAACCUGACCGUGGUCACCGUGGAGGGGUGCCCCUCCUUCGUCAUCCUGGACUGGGAGAAGACCAACGACACCACGGAGUAUGAGGUCAUUUCAACAACCAGCGGACCUAAUGGAGAGGAGGUAUCCAUCCUGACCACCAACCAGACACACACCGCAGUGGAGAACCUUAAACCAGAGAGCAGUUAUGAGUUCACAGUGAAGCCCAAGAAUGAGUUGGGAGCUGGGCCAACCAGCGACCCUGUCUCCUUUAGCACGGAAUCAGCGGACCCCCGGGUGAGCGAGAACGUUUCAGGGAAAGACGCCAUUUGGACUCAGUUCCCCUUUAAGUCAGACGCCUACUCCGAGUGCAACGGGAAGCAGUACGUCAAGAGAACCUGGUACCGCAAGUUUGUCGGCAUUCAGCUGUGCAACUCCCUCCGCUACAAGAUUUACCUGAGCGACUCGCUCACUGGGAAGUUCUACAACAUCGGGGACCAGACAGGGCAUGGGGAGGACCACUGCCAGUUUGUAGAUUCCUUCCUGGAUGGACGGACAGGGACUCAGUUACUGGCUGAUCAGCUCCCUCACAGAUCAGGGUUCUACAGGGCUAUGCGCCAGGAACCCGUCAACUUUGGAGAGAUGGGAGGAAACUCCCAUAUCACCUACGUGGGCUGGUACGAGUGUGGCACCCCCAUCCCCGGGAAGUGGUGAGGGCUGUCCGAGAUGAUGCCUGACUGGAAAAUCAGCUUACCUGGGCGGAAGGAGGACUGGAGGGGGGCCCUCGGAGAUGUGGGUCUCUCCCUCUUGUAACCUUUGACAACCGUAGACAAAUCACCGUCUGUCUGUCGAGGCUGGGUUCCCCCCCCCCCCCCAUGUAUAAAUAUGUACAGAACCAAUCAGCAUCAUGGAACUAUAUUGAGAACUUUCGUAAUAAUAUCUCCACCGGUCUCACUUCACUAUCAAACACGACGUCCGAGGGCAGGGAGAUGAAGAAGCGUGUGUGAUUUCAAAGUGAAUCAAGACGUUAAUUAUGAACACAGAAAAAAAGAACAUGCUAGGAAGCGGGCUCCCUGAAAUGUAUUAGCUUGUAUGAUGUUAUUUAUCAAGGCUGUGCUAUUAAACGCUCCCUGGGUGGGUCACUCUGCCAGUAUGGUUUUAGAAUGACAGCGGAAGCCUGAAAGCCUGAAUCUACUUUCCUCCACUCAAACUCACACACGUUCUGUAGACCAAAGCACACACACAAGAUGCUUCAGGGUUUCUGCAGGUUUCAGUAAGUCAAAUUUAAGACCUUUUUAAGACAUUUUAAGACCAUAAAGAUUGAAAUUUAAGACCUACAACGACGCAUGACCAAAACAUAUUCUAAUCAAAGAAAUUCUGCAAAAAAUAUUUUUAAUGGAAUGAAUUCAGACAUUGAAAAGGCAUUAAUUUAAUUUACAGAUAAAGCGAUCACAUUAGUAACCUAAUUUAAUUACUAAGUACUAGGGGUGGGGGAAAAAUCGAUUCACAUAUGAAUCGCAAUUCAGUCUUCUAGCGAUUCACAGAGAUUCACAAUAAAAAAAAAAUAUAUGUAAGCAUAUAUGAAUCGCAAUUUGAUAAAAAAUCUUUUACAAAAUUAAUCGAUUUUUUAUUGAAUCGUGACCCCAAGAAUCGAAUUGUAAGGUACCAAAAGAUUCCCACCCUUAAUAGACGGUAAGCUGUACAUUUCUGUUUAAUAUUUAACCGUGUUGCAGAAAUAAAUAAGUCUAUUGUAGAAAAGUC